GACAAAGCUGAUCCCAUUUUCUAAAGGCAGCUGAUAACAACCUCGUUAUGCGAAUUUUUCAACUUGCUGCUGCGGUUAGAUUUGAUAUUAUAAGUAUGGGAAUGUGUGUUUGCUCGAUCAGGGUUGCAUCAGGUGUCAGGUGUUAACUUUUUAUGAGUCUCAUCUGCUGAUAUGAUCGGCCGUUUCCCUCAUUUGUGAGAAAUGCCAGCUGCUCUGCAAGGAUGCAGCAACGAUACCUCGCUCCCCAUGUGCUAUGAGGAGUCAGUGGGUCCUCUUGCUGUAAUUAUCAUCCCUAGUCUGUUGGCUCUGAGCACAGUUUUAGUGGUGGCUCUGAUUUUCUACAAUCUCCACAAGAACAAACAAAGAAGACCCAGCACCUCAGCAUACUUUACAAAUGGCCAGCAGAGUGUAUCCCUGACUGUAGCAUGUAUAGGCACUCCAAAGGUCCAUGCAGCUUUGUAUCCCUGGGAAAUACCCGAAGAGUUUGUUCUGGAGGGACUAGAGUUUUGGCAGACAGGUCGUUAUGGCCCAAUUUGUAAAGGUCUGCUAAAGAAGAGAGACCAGAACUCCUCUGCUGUGGUGGUUAAGUGCCUCCGAGAUGGCCCACACCAGCCCGAGGCUAAGGAGUUUGAAGAGUUGGUCCUCUUCCACGCCAAAGUGUGUAAACAUGAGAACGUGGUGCGGAUGCUGCACUGUCAGACCAAGUGUCUGCCCAUGUAUCUGGUUUUAGAGGCCUACAGCCCAGGAAACCUCCUCCACUUUCUCUGGACGCUCAGAAAUGCAACGGAGAAGAAUUCAAACAUUGCAGAUCCAUCGCUGAAUUUCUCUGAGAGGUCGGUUAUUCUGGUGGCAAAGCAGGUGGCAACAGGCCUGGAUUACCUGAUGUCAGAGCACAGGCUGGUGCAUGGAGAUGUUGCUGCCAGAAACAUCUUAAUUGGCCCAGGCCUCUCAGCCCGGGUGUCUGGACUGGGCGUGGCCUUUAGAGGACGCAAAAUGGAUCCACUCAUUAGGCAGAGGGCAGCAGAGGUGCCACUCAAAUGGCAGGCUCCAGAGACGAUCACGAUGCAGCUCAGUAUCGACAGAAGCGACGUGUGGUCAUUUGGAAUCUUACUGUAUGAACUGGUUACCUUAGGCUCUCCUCCAUACCCUGAGCUGGAGCCUCCGUCUGUGCUUCCAAAGCUACAUGGAUCUUAUCGAAUGAAGAGACCAGAGAAUUGUGGAGAACCUCUGUAUGAUCUGAUGAAGUACUGUUGGAUGUGGAGUUUCAAGGACCGACCUGCAUUCUCGGCCAUGAUAAAGCUGUUGGAGUCCUCUAAGCAUCUGGCAGCUGAUGAAGACAUUUGUGUUCCUGAGGUCAUAGACAUUUUAGAGUAUAACAGAAAGGCAGGACUGCUCUCAUAGACUU
Anoplopoma fimbria (sablefish) is the source of this 1405-nucleotide messenger RNA. RefSeq names its product tyrosine-protein kinase STYK1. The coding region runs from base 202 to 1401 and encodes 399 amino acids. Gene Ontology annotation, molecular function: transmembrane receptor protein tyrosine kinase activity; ATP binding. Gene Ontology annotation, cellular component: signaling receptor complex. Gene Ontology annotation, biological process: protein phosphorylation; positive regulation of kinase activity; cell surface receptor protein tyrosine kinase signaling pathway. Lineage: Eukaryota; Metazoa; Chordata; Actinopteri; Perciformes; Anoplopomatidae. The transcript is spliced from 10 exons. The record is from RefSeq and is a predicted model, not a curated record.